GGAUGGGGGGUGCCGCCCCUGGGCAGGAAGCCCGGGCUGCCUCCACACAAGGUUCCCAGAGGGCUCUGCCCCCCGUGGGCUCUGCCCUGCGGGAGCGGCUCCCAGGCGAGGGCAGGGCGCUCUCCCAGCCCUGUCGGUGGCAGCCUGGGGGCGGUCCCUGGGUCUGGCAGGCAGCCCCGACCUGGCCCGGCUGCCAGCUUUCCCGGCCCGGCUAGCAGCUGGACGCUCCGGCUCUGAGCCGGCCAGGACCAUGUGUCCGGGGGACAGGGGUCCCUCAGGGGCCUCGAGCAGGAGGGCAGGGCACUGGCCUCUCCUCCCUCCGUGGUGGGCCGUGCGGGUGGCGCAGGUUGGGGCCACUUUCCGUGCCCUGGAGGACAUCAGCUGUGCCCAGGGUCCGCCCUCCCCCCAGCCCCCAGCGGUGGGCUGGCUGUCCUCGCGGGCCGGGGGCGGGCUGGGGGCACGGCCAGUUGAAUUUAGCGUCGGGGGUGGAACCGCCGCCCAAGGUCCACCUGCCCCUUGCCGCCACUGGGGCGCUGCUGCAGGGGGCGGGCAGGGCUGGCUCCGCCUGGGACGGGCCCAUAUUAAUGGCCCUCUGGCUGGGGGAGGAGGAACCGGCCUGCACACGGGAAGCCGAGGUGGCAGCGGAGCCAGCGUGAAGGGAGCCCACGCCCGCACAGGAAAAUGGCGCUGAGAGCAGGUGACCACGGCAAUGCCGCUGCCAACGGGCUGAAGGAGAAGGUGCUGACGCUGGACACCAUGAACCCCUGCGUGCGCAGGGUGGAGUACGCCGUGCGCGGCCCCAUCGUGCAGCGGGCGCUGGAGCUGGAGCAGGAGCUGCGCCAGGGCGUGAAGAAGCCUUUCACGGAGGUCGUCCGCGCCAACAUCGGGGACGCGCACGCCAUGGGCCAGAAGCCCAUCACCUUCCUGCGCCAGGUCCUGGCCCUCUGUGUCCACCCUGAGCUCCUGAGCAGCCCGCAGUUUCCCGAGGACGCCAAGAGCCGGGCCCAGCGCAUCCUGCAGGCGUGCGGGGGCCACAGCCUGGGCGCCUACAGCGUCAGCGCGGGCAUCCCGCUGGUCCGCGAGGACGUGGCGCGCUACAUCGAGCGGCGCGAUGGCGGCAUCCCCGCGGACCCCAGCAACAUCUUCCUGUCCACGGGGGCCAGCGACGCCAUCGUGACGGUGCUGAAGCUGCUGGUGGCGGGCGAGGGCCGCGGGCGCACCGGUGUGCUCAUCCCCAUCCCCCAGUACCCGCUCUACUCGGCCGCGCUGGCCGAGCUGAACGCGGUGCAGGUGGACUACUACCUGGACGAGGAGCGCUCCUGGGCGCUGGACGUGGCCGAGCUGCGGCGCGCCCUCCAGCAGGCGCGGGGCCACUGCCGCCCGCGGGCGCUCUGCGUCAUCAACCCCGGCAACCCCACCGGGCAGGUGCAGACGCGCGAGUGCAUCGAGGCCGUGAUCCGCUUCGCCUUCGAGGAGAGGCUCUUCCUGAUGGCUGACGAGGUGUACCAGGACAACGUGUACGCCGAGGGCUCGCGCUUCCACUCCUUCAAGAAGGUGCUCGUGGAGAUGGGGCCGCCCUACGCGACGCAGCAGGAGCUCGCCUCCUUCCACUCGGUCUCCAAGGGCUACAUGGGCGAGUGCGGGUUCCGCGCCGGCUACGUGGAGGUGGUGAACAUGGACCCCGCGGUGCAGCAGCAGAUGCAGAAGCUGAUGAGCGUGCGGCUGUGCCCGCCCGCGCCGGGCCAGGCGCUGCUCGACAUGGUGGUCAGCCCGCCCGCGCCCUCGGACCCGUCCUUCGCGCAGUUCCAGAAGGAGCGGCAGGCGGUGCUGGCCGAGCUGGCGGCCAAGGCCAAGCUCACGGAGCAGGUCUUCAACCAGGCCCCGGGCAUCCGCUGCAACCCGGUGCAGGGCGCCAUGUACUCCUUCCCGCGCGUGCAGCUGCCCCCGCGCGCCGUGCAGCGCGCUCAGGAGCUGGGCCUGGCGCCGGACAUGUUCUUCUGCCUGCGCCUGCUGGAGGAGACGGGCAUCUGCGUGGUGCCCGGCAGCGGCUUCGGCCAGCGCGCGGGCACCCACCACUUCCGGAUGACCAUCCUGCCCCCCAUGGAGAAGCUGCGGCCCCUGCUGGAGAAGCUGAGCCAGUUCCACGCCGAGUUCACCCGCGAGUACGCCUGACCCGGACCGCAGCCGCGGGCCGGCCCGCCCUCCGCACACCCCCAAUAAAGGCGUGAGAAAGUGGCCGCGGGGCCCCGGGCUCGCCGGACGUGCCU
Talpa occidentalis (Iberian mole) is the source of this 2267-nucleotide messenger RNA. RefSeq names its product glutamic--pyruvic transaminase (gene GPT). Gene Ontology annotation, molecular function: L-alanine:2-oxoglutarate transaminase activity; pyridoxal phosphate binding. The record is from RefSeq and is a predicted model, not a curated record. Lineage: Eukaryota; Metazoa; Chordata; Mammalia; Eulipotyphla; Talpidae. Gene Ontology annotation, biological process: biosynthetic process. The coding region runs from base 682 to 2172 and encodes 496 amino acids. The transcript is spliced from 12 exons.